UGAUUAAUAACAAUACAUUUCUUUGGGAGAGAGAGAAGAUGAUGAAGAUGAAGGGGGGGCUCUCUCCUCCGUCCCUGGAACAGAGCAAAGAAAUUACGUGCGAGGAAGUGGAAAAUGUUCAUCACCAAGGAAUGGCUGGGAAAGACGGAGGAUCAGGAGUGGAAGAAGAUUCCAUCGACGCCAUAUCAGAGCAAGUCACACUCACGAGUCUUCACAAACGAGGUGAAGAGGCAGAGCCAAUCUGGGAGAAGUGUGAUCUGUGGAGGCAAGAACAGAAGACGAGAGCAGCGAGGAGGCUGGAGGAACAGUUGAAGGCGAGAUGGGCCAUUGAGGAGCUAAUCCAGGAAAACCUGACCCGUUUCCACACCCAUUACAACCUGGCCAAGGCCCCGACCCGGCCCAAGGACGUGGCCCAACUGCUCAUGCCCAAGGGCGCAGCCGCCCACGAGAUGGCCGCCCUGGCGUGGCUCGGAGACUGGCGGCCCUCCGCUGUGCUGGACCUCCUUUGGUCGCUGUGCCACUCCUGGUCCGCGUUGUCUCCGGCCCUGUCCAACGGCGGCGAGCAGGCCUUGCAGAGCCUCAUCCACGAGAUUCGAAUCGAAGAGGCGGUGCUGGACGAGGAAGUGGCGGAGAUCCAGGCCAAGUGCGUGCUGCACCUCCCUUUCGGCGCCGUCAACGGCGGCGCAAAGAGGCCGGCGAUGGCGGCGGUGCAGGAGGAGAUGAGGAAGAUCAAGCAGGCCGUUUCCAAGGCCCAGAACCUAAGGUUCAAGGCGGUUGAGAUGGUGGUGAAGAAGGUGCUGAGCAAGAUCGACGCGGCGGAAUUCUGGGUUGCGUUUAUGGGGAUUCAGGAUUUGAUCCACCAGUUAGCGACGCAGCAGAGGCUGCGGAAGGGACCCGUCUCGCUGCCCGUGAAGGGCUUGGGGAUGUAGAUUUCUUUUCUUCAACUCGUAGUUUGGAGUGUCGAUAAAUCUUAGAUAUUUGUAGUCACUGCACAGUUUCAUGUUUUCUCCAUACAUGCAUGUCUAUGGUACCUUUUUUAACUGUUCUGUCGGUAGCGUAGAAAUGAAUUUGCA
Diospyros lotus (date-plum) is the source of this 1073-nucleotide messenger RNA. RefSeq lists its product as uncharacterized. NCBI's taxonomy places the organism in Eukaryota, Viridiplantae, Streptophyta, Magnoliopsida, Ericales, Ebenaceae. Gene Ontology annotation, biological process: DNA-templated transcription. The record is from RefSeq and is a predicted model, not a curated record. Gene Ontology annotation, molecular function: sequence-specific DNA binding. The transcript is spliced from 3 exons. The coding region runs from base 39 to 929 and encodes 296 amino acids.